Molecule: messenger RNA, 1492 nt
Organism: Lactuca sativa (garden lettuce)
Lineage: Eukaryota; Viridiplantae; Streptophyta; Magnoliopsida; Asterales; Asteraceae
Product: UDP-glucuronic acid decarboxylase 6
Biological process (GO): D-xylose metabolic process
Cellular component (GO): cytoplasm
Molecular function (GO): UDP-glucuronate decarboxylase activity; NAD+ binding
Source: RefSeq, a predicted model, not a curated record
CUUUGUAUAAUUGUCAAGGUGAGAAUGAUGAUGCUUGAUGCUUCAACAGUUCGUUACAACUUAGCUUUCAUUGAUCUGUUUUGCGUAAUUUUGAAGAUUCAUCGUCUAGUUGGUAGCAUAAUUUAAUAAUGUUGAUUUGAACUCUUUGAUCGGCUAUUUAAUUGGAAGUUGUAGCAUUUUGAAAUUGAGCUCACGGUUGAAGCAAGAGUUAGGGUUUUAGUUCAAAUUUUAAGAGCAUUUAGAUACUGUGAAGAAGUGAUCCGAAGAAGAUGGCUACACAGGGUACUACUGGAGCAAACAAUGUUACUAGCCGACCGCCUCCAAAUCCAUCUCCUCUCCGUACUGCAAAGUUUUUCCAGGCCAACAUGAGGAUAUUGGUCACUGGAGGAGCUGGUUUCAUUGGCUCUCAUCUUGUGGACAGAUUGAUGCAAAACGAAAAGAACGAGGUGGUGGUUGUAGAUAAUUACUUCACAGGUUCAAAGGACAACCUUAAACAAUGGUUUGGUCACCCAAGAUUUGAGCUUAUUCGUCAUGAUGUCACGGAGCCAUUGUUGAUUGAGGUCGAUCAAAUAUAUCAUCUUGCUUGUCCCGCUUCCCCAAUUUUCUACAAACAUAAUCCUGUCAAGACAAUCAAGACAAAUGUGAUUGGAACUUUGAACAUGUUGGGACUUGCCAAGCGAGUUGGAGCAAGAAUUUUGUUGACUUCAACUUCAGAGGUUUAUGGAGACCCUUUAGUCCACCCUCAAGAUGAAAGCUAUUGGGGAAACGUCAACCCUAUCGGGGUUAGGAGUUGUUAUGAUGAAGGAAAGCGGGUAGCUGAGACAUUGAUGUUUGACUAUCAUAGGCAACAUGGAAUAGAAAUAAGAAUUGCUAGGAUCUUCAACACAUAUGGACCUAGAAUGAACAUUGAUGAUGGACGUGUUGUCAGCAAUUUCAUAGCUCAAGCAAUCCGCAAUGAACCCUUAACUGUUCAAGCGCCAGGAACUCAAACACGAAGCUUUUGUUAUGUCUCUGACAUGGUUGAUGGUCUUAUUCGGCUCAUGGAAGGAAACAAUACGGGCCCAAUCAACCUUGGAAAUCCCGGUGAAUUCACCAUGCUUGAGCUUGCAGAAAAUGUGAAAGAGCUUAUAAACCCGGAAGUGAAGAUUAUACAUGUGGAAAACACGCCUGAUGAUCCACGACAAAGGAAGCCGGUGAUUAGUAAGGCAAAAGAGGUGUUGGGUUGGGAGCCAACGAUUACAUUGCGUGAGGGACUUCCACGUAUGGAGGAAGAUUUUAGGAAGAGGCUUGGAAUCCUGAGAAAUGAAUGAGACAGAUUAUACGUGUUACGUGUAUCAUGUUAAUUUCUGAUUUUAUAAGAGACGUUUGUGCGAUAUAUCUUGUUUGUAUGUGUGGUGUAAUUUUUUUUUUUUUUUUUCAUAUAACACGUUUCUCUUUUGGGAGGGAAAUCGGUGGCUCUUUAGCUUAUUUCAGCUUUCACAGUUUUCAUCAA